GCAUGGCUCGCAGUGCGCUGGGCGGGAUCAGAUGCCUGCAGGAGGCUGCGGGCAGGCCGGUUUUUGAGCUCGAUGGCCGGCCGCAAGCGUCAGCCCAGUCGCAAGCGUGAGCCAGGGCCGAUGCGCUUUCCGUCGAUCUGACUCGCCGCCCGGCUUGCCGAUCCGACUCGCCCAAACCAACCGCCAACCCCGGGCCAUCACCGGCCAGCCGUCCGUCCGUACCGAGCCUGCAGCAAGGCUCGACAGAUACGAAGUCUCCGUCCAAGCAUCGAGUUCUCUGGCCAGCUCGCGACUCAUGACCGCCUCGACCUACCACCGAGACUAUACCCCGGUCGAUAUCCAUGCGCUCUUCGAGGCCGUCGAGUUCCCGUACCCCAACAGCUAUCAGCUGUGGAAGAUGAAUCUGGUGGCUUUGUCCAAUACACGGUCUCCGGCGUCCGGAGUCGACGGCACCCACCUCGACGACCACAGCGGCAGCAACAGCAACCGAAUGACUCUGUUUGUCGCUGUCGACAGCCGAGUGCAUGUGCAUUCGAUUGAGAUUCCGGUCGUGGCGGUGACCGACGAGCACCGUCCGCAUAUAUCGCUGGAAAGAGUGCUUGAUGGAACAGGAAUCAUCAAUGCAAUCCACCUUGGCCACGCCGGGAACCUCGAGAUUCUGGUCGCAGCCGACGACGACGGCAAUGUCAUUGUGUGGUUCACAUCGGAUCUGGAUCGCCCUCCGCUCAAAUUCACCAACGACAUUUCGACAUGGGGCAUUGCCACCCACGGUCCCAACUACCUGCUUGGAGUGUCCUCCAACGCCCAUGUUAUCACAGUCUGGGACAUCUUCAGCGAACACAUUGGCGAGACACACUAUCGCCGGUCGACGGAGGAUCCUCUUGGAGGAACCAGCUUGCGGAGACUUCACGGCCACGACCACAACAUUCCCUCCAUUGCCUUCACCAGCUGUGGUCGCCGGCUCUUGUCCUGCUCUAUUGACCGGACUUGCAAGCUCUGGGAUCUCAAGACCGGCGCCUGCCUAGCGAGCCAUCGGCUUUCCCAACAGUGGAACUGGAGUAUCGUCGCUAUUCCCGCCAAUGGGCUGAAGCACGUUCAUUCUGCUUCGCCGCUGCGGUGUAAUCCCUUUGUCAAUACCGAGACGGCCGAGCCCAAGAGCUAUCCAGUUGUUUGUGGGCAUGGGCUCCCGGAAGCCAGACUCUGGCGGAAUCAGUACCGAGCCAGAGCGGUUGGGCACGAUGUCUAUACAGACGAGCCAUCGCUUGAAUCUCAAUCGAGUCCACUGUGUGAUUCCGAUGAAGAUUCAGGCCCAGAGUCGGCAUCUGACACUGACCUGGACCAGGAGCAGAGCCCGCAUCGGUGCUGGGAAGCAGACUCAAAGACUUCGAAACGGCACAAAAACAAUCGCGAUCACACUUGGACAGGCCCAAACAGUAGUCCGACCUUGGCUCUUCCUCCUCCCAUAGCACCUCCCGACUCCUGCCUGUCUCGACAUAAGGCCAUCGAUAUCUUCCCAUCGUUUCUGCCGCACCAGCCGUAUCAGCGCAUUUUUUCGCUGCUCAGCGCCUUCAGCAUCGAUGACUACGACGACUAUGAAGACGGGGAAGUGGACAGCGAAACCCACAGCCACAGCGAAGACGAGGAGGUCCAGGGCAGCAACCACAGCGGAACGGAGCAAGAAAGUCUCAACGGCGAUGCCGACGACACAGAUGCCGACAUAUCGGCGAGCCAAGGGUCUGAGCAUGAAGACAUCAUCUUACAGACGUCCGACCAUGGAGCUUCUUUGGAAGACGUCGACAGCCCGUGGGAAGGUGCCACCGGUGGCGAGUGGAUGCCGGUUGAUCACAGCACCUCAUCCAAUGACGAGAACCGCGUCGAUGGCCUCUUCCCCAGCAACGCUCCAACAGCUCUGACUCACGAACCCGGCUCAAGUUCAUCAAACAGUGCCGUACAGGUCGAACAGAGUGGUCCAGAGGAAACGACCUCGACCGAAUCCUCGGGUGACCCAGGGUUCUUUACUCCGAGAUCAUUCAUCACAAGCGAUGUCUCUGGUCCAUAUGAUGAGGAUGCAGAUGAUCAGAGAAGUCGCGAAGGCUCCAUCGUCGUCCAAAGCGGCCACACAGACCACCAUGAUAGUCUUGUUCAUGGUGACGGUGACAGCGCUAGCAACAGCAACCCCAGUGACCAUAUCAGCCAGUCGUUUCAUUCGCUGGUCUCCUCGGCCGAUAAUUCGCCUGAUCCCGGCGCCAGCCAGUUGGAAUCAGAGCCACCUAACGAGAUCCCAGAUGUCUCUGCCGAAAUGGAGAGCAUGCGUGUCGCCGAAGAGGAGGAGCGGUAUCCCGUUGCUGGGCUGCUCUUCAAGCGCAAGGAACUGUCUCGAUCCUCACUUUUCUCGGGGCAUAAGAAGCCCCGACGCGACACAAGCGAGGAAGGCUGCAUCCUGACAGACACCCAAAGCUCGCCCGAGCCACUCGUCCUGGUUGCCACGCUUCGAGACCUUUAUCUGCUGGAUAGUGAGAGCCUUUCGCCGCUGUUUGUGAUCAAGGAACUCGUUUCAAGAGCUGAUAUGCGACUUCAUCCGCAUAUCCUCCCUUUCGAAAGGCUCUCCAUCGUCGAGUGGGUCGAGGAACUCGGGGUCGCCUUUGUGGCGAGCCAAAAGGGAUACGUUGCUGUUGUUCGUAUUUUGACAUGGUGGAAUCCGUCAAGUAACAAAUACGAGUACAGACUGCAAACGGAGGCAUUUCUGCCAGAGACCACGCCGCCGACAAUGCCGCUGUUGGGGAUGUCUGUACACAAGCACCGUGAGCAAGGGCUCCUGGACUUUUUUUCGGCAACGCUGGUCUUGAUGUAUCUUGACGGGACCACUUUCGCAUACGAGAUUCGGAAGGACACCAUGGCCAGCAGGGUCUUUGAGGGUCUCGACAGCGGAUCCUAACCUUCGACCAGUUCAGGUCGAUUAUGACGUUCAACUACCGUGUCAGUCAAGCGGUCGUCG
Molecule: messenger RNA, 2995 nt
Organism: Polychytrium aggregatum
Lineage: Eukaryota; Fungi; Chytridiomycota; Chytridiomycetes; Polychytriales
Exons: 9
Coding region: 296-2935 (879 amino acids)
Molecular function (GO): protein binding
Source: RefSeq, a predicted model, not a curated record